Messenger RNA from Xyrichtys novacula (pearly razorfish), 7718 nucleotides. The record is from the annotation of a GenBank genome assembly. Lineage: Eukaryota; Metazoa; Chordata; Actinopteri; Labriformes; Labridae.
UCUGUUGGCUGAUAGCAUCGAGUCAGAGAAAUGCUGUUGUGUUUAGGGGUGUCCUGAUACAACUUUUUUACUUCCAAUCCGAUACCGAUAUUGUAGCCUUCAAUGUUGUCCAAUAACGAUGUUGAUCCGAUGUUGGCACAGGAUUGUGCUUGACUAGUGUUUCAUUCAGCUGCAACAUCUUUUUCGUACUUACAAAUACUGCCAUACAGCCGACAUCACUCCUACUCCUUGCUACUUUGUUAGUACUUUAUGCUGCGUUCCAGUUACCUCGGAAGUCGGAGCUGGGAAUGACGUUACACCCGAGUUGACGGCGUUCCAGUUAACAAGUCGGAAAACCAAGAUGGACGCCGACAGUUACCUGUUGUUAGCUGUUGUUUACAAUUGUCUGCUCUUGUUAGCUGUUGUCAGCUGUUGUUAGUUGUUGUUAGCUAUACCAGUUGUAAUCGAAGUAAACACAGUAUUUUACUCUUACAAACUCCAUAGCUCCGUGUUCACAGUUAGACGUUGGGAAGUACAACAUACACCACUUAUUUAAUUAAAAAAAACAACAAAAAAAACCCAGAAGUUAUUUUAGCACUUGCCUUGUCCGAAUAUAAGCAAGGACAAAACAAGUGCUAAAAUAACUUUCAUUGAUGUAGCCAUCUUGUUUAUGCCUCUGAGUUUGUUUUUUUUCCGACUUGGUAACUGACACUGGUAACUCAGGUGUGAUGUCAUUUUCAGCUCUGACUUCUGACUUCUGAGGUAACUCAAAGUCAGAAGUCCGGGUAACUGUUGUUGUGAUUUUGUGGGCUUUGCAUGCUGGAUCAGGGCCCUGCUAGAUAGAGGUGCCGAAGCGGAGUCUGGAAUGGACUGCUUGUAUUGGAGUGCUGAUAUCGGAGAUUUUAGAUGCAGGCCGAUAUAAUCCGGUAUUCAUUUUGUUGCUGAUAUUGGACCAAUAUCCAAUAUCAAUAUUGUAUCGGGACACCUCUAGUUGUGUUUGAGCCACUGGAAUAUAACCAACAUGUUUCAGUGUCGUUUCACUCCAUGACAAAUCACUCCAGACUGGAAACACGGUCACUCCAAGUCACCAAAACAGUUCCAGUUUUACCACAAAGUAUCCCAAACAGAAGUAGUCUUUAAGUAGUUUAAAUCACUUCUAACUAGUUUCCAUCAUUUCAUAUUUGAAAAAAUUACCACCUUGUUCAAACCGCUCUGGCACCAAACAGCUGUGAAAAUAGGAGAAUGAAAUCAAGAAGGUAGGAUCUCCCUAAAAUAGACGUCUUUCAUAUUUGGAGACAUGGUCCGAGAUAGACGCCCCUGAAAGACCGUGAAGUUUAUAUGAUCACUGUGUACAUAUGUUUGUGGAUGAAAGGGUGCUUUCUCUGUGUGCUGGUCCUCUGUGCCCUGUGGAGACAGGCUGUAAUCAGCGGGUACAUAAUUAGAGAGGACUCAGUGGGAGGCAGAGGAGUCUCGGGACUCGCCCUGCCAAGUACAGAAAUACACCAUUUCCCUUAAACAUGGGACUCAUGUACCAACUGUAAUGUGAUACAGUAAAAAAAAGCUUCAAUUUCUGAAUGAAUCAGAACGUGCUGAAUUCAUCCUUAAUGCAAAAUAAAGAUCAUGUUCAUGUCAGUUUAGACUGAUCACAUAUAACUCAUCUACAUACAAAUCUCUUCAAAAGGAAAUUAUAAUCUGAACAUGAAGUGGAGUUUAAAAAAAGGAUGGGCUGAAUGGCUGCCUGGUAAAUACAGGAGGCUGAAGGCUGGGAUGUGGAGAAAAAGGAGGGAGGAAAGGCUGGAAAUAGAGGGAUGGACAUCAUGAUGCAGAGAGUCGUCGACUUUUUAGAGCUGGGUUUAAAAAAAUCACUCAGAGCAGAGAAGGGAGGGCGAAUGUUCGGUGACGCUCUCUCACUCUUACUUUCCUCUCUUCACUCUGUCUCCACUUGGUUUUCUGUCUCCUGUCUGCUCUGAGGCGGCUGAUCAGAGGACGAACCCAGGAUCAAACUCUCAGUGAGUAUGAAUUUAUAUCAAUUACUGAAUUUUUAAAAAAGGAAAGAGGGCUGUGAAAAGGUUUCUUUUAAUUCUUUAUAUCUAAACAUAAACAUGCGGAGUAAAGAUAAAGUUUAAUCAUACAUUUGGCUCAGACUGUCAAAUGAACGUAUUUUGAUCUUAAUGUUUUCAUUUCAUGCUUUUAGAAGAGUGAGAUAUUUUUCACUCUGUUAGUUGAAAGGCACGUUUACUCAGUGUUUUAUACAGGAAACUAUUAUUUAGGAAUAAACCAGACUAAACUAGGCAGUGUUCAUUCAUGUACUGAUGUGUAAAAAUAGAAAUUUGUCGCUAUAAACAUCGAAAAGGCAAAACUGAAACACUUCUAUCCUUGUGCAAACUAGCACUAGUGUUCAUAUUUGGCACAUUUAUUGAAAUAUAUUAUUAUUUCAAAAAUGUGGUAAUUAUUUUCCUUGGAGAUGGGUUGUAUAAUUCUUUUUUAAUAUUUUUAAAACGAACAUUAAGUUAAAAAGUUGGACGUCAGAACAAAGUUUCAGAGGUUAAUGUUCGGGGUAAUAAAAAUGAGAUUUGUUCAAAUUGUGACACCACCAGACAGUGAAUCUCUUUAAAAAGGGCAAAUUUGCCUCUUUAUAAAAAGAAAUGCAACUUAAUUACAUGGCAACAGUGAAGGAGGUUUAUAAAAUGCUGGGUUCUGGAGUGGAAAGGGACAGUGGCCAAAAUGAGGACAGUAGCCUAAACUAUGUUAAGAGUUUGUUUAAGUGUAAAUCAUGUAAAGCUGCUAAAAAGAUUUGAUUCAGAUUUGUUUGAGUUUCAUAGUUCAUACUCCUGCUCUUCAGUGUUUUUGGUAAAAUUGUUAUAAACAUGAUAUCUGGACAAAAUAAGAUCAAAACUACCUUCAUAGAAACUAAGAGGCCAAUCAAAAGUCCCUGACAUUAAGAAUUUAAAUAUAAUGGAUUAAUUACAGAGCGUGUCACCGUCAGAUAACCUAAACCCUCUGGUGUUACAGAGGAAAUGAAAUUGUGGUUUUACAUGAGGAGAAAGGGGGCAUUACAGUCCUGUAGAUUAAGACCCCGCCCUCUAUAUGGUCCAGCAAACGUCGACCACACAGGGAGAGGUUUCAUACUGUAUAGGGUCAAUAACAGCAGCAGCAGGUUCAGUAUGAGAAGAAGCCGAUUAGAGGCUUGUCUUUAUAGCUUAGCACCGUAUAAUUACACCCUUGUGUCAGGAGUUGAACUGGUUUAGAUGGGGACUGAGACUUGAGCUGCUGGUUUUAGUUCUCCUUGUUAGCGCUUAACUUCAUGUUAAAUCAUGAAAAGAGAAUAAUGGAGGAAAAGUCACUCUGGGUCGGGUAGCUUAUAUACAGACUGUUGCAUGGUGGGUAAAUACUGGGUCUCCCUGGUUGCAGAAAUAUCUUAAACAGGUCGGUGCUGCUGCUGUGGGCUGCUGUACAGUUCAACAGCUGCUGCCCAGAGUAAAUAUAGAGACCACAGCCACAGGUCUCCCACGCCUCUGCGCUCACUCCGCCAUAUAGCUUCCUUCGGUCUUUGGUGUGGUGGAUGGGUGGCCUCCUUCUACGUCGCAAAUUAUAAGGCCUCCAGCACCAAACUCGCUGCCUCCACCCCAAAUAAGUAAUGGCUACUGUGCUGCCUGCUAAAAUAGAUCUGAUCCAGGAAGAGAAACGUAGAAAUAUCAGACGGGGGAUUGAUAGAUGAUCCAAGUUUCACAGUCUCGGGGUUACGAAGGAGCUCUUCUGGAUCCAUGUCAAAGGAUUCUCGUGUAGAUGGAGGUCAAGCCUCUUUUUUUCAGACCCACUGGAUCCCUUCAGCUGCAGCUUUCCCUUAUUUCAGACAGAAAUACUUCAAGAUAAAACGACGUAUAUGAUAGCCAGACAGGGAGCGCCAAACAACAGCUGAGGUUAGCGUUCAGGCCUUUGACUACACAGUUUUAAUUUAACCCUCCACACUGUCUUUUACUGUUUUGCUUUUUUAAUAAUUACGCUAAACUCACAAAAAUCCAUAUAACACAUAUAGACAUUCAGCGUGUAAAAGUGGGUAGCAUUUGGCAGACUUUAAGAGACUUGUUAAAAAGGCGGGAUAGGAAAGUCUUUCUGUUUUUUGUUACUUUGAAUGUGAUUUAAAUAUUUACACGAGGAGUGAGUCUCCUUCCACAAAGGCCGCCAUCUUGCACCACCAUGUUUUUACCAUAGCACAGAGCGUAGAGUCUGGUUACAUGAAUGUUUUCUGCUGUCCAAAAUGAACCAAGUGGAAGAUUUAAAAAAAGAAGAAUAUAGCUGCUGUUAUUGUGAGCAAAAGAUGUUACAUUACUGGACUUUUUUUAUCAGAGUAAAUUUGACAAAAGGAGGAUCAUGUUGCAGAAUAUUACUUAAAGGGAUAUCCCGGCGUAAAAUUAAUUAGAGUUAGACCCCGCUGUAGUCCGUAAUGGACUGGCCUGAGGUCUCGCUACAAACAAGUGGCUGCUGGAAGAGAGUAGUUGAGUUGUGUUUAGUCUCUUUGCUAAAGAAAUUACACAAAGUUAAAAAGAUGUUUGAUGGCUAGUACUGUGGCUGGGACCCUAUAUGUCCUGUUGAUGAAGUUAGGUGCUGUUCUGAGCAUUAUUUGUGGCUAUAGAGUGGCGUUUUGGUUGAGGUUUGUUUAUGGCUACUCAGACUUCUGUGUAUUGCUAUCCUGCAGUCGUUACUAAAGUUGGUAUAACUAGAGAAGCAAGCGGUCGGCAACAUUCAUCUCUGGAGGGGGUGUCUAACUCGGUGUUUUGAUGUGUUUGACCCUAAAUUAAUUUUACGCCAGAAGAUCCCUUUAAGUGCUUUAAGUCCCUACAUUACUACGACAUUCAUGUUUUAAUUAAAGUUUUGUUUUUGUAUUAAUAAGUGGGAAAAGUAUUUUAAAAACGUAGAUCUUAGAUAUAGAGCAGAGCUGGUCGUUUCAUGCAGUUCAUGUUUGUUUUUGUUGCAGGACUCAGAAGAGAAGAAGAAGAAGAUGAAGUCCAGUCUGGUCUCGGUGGUCGCUCUGCUCUCGCUGCUGUGCCGUGUGUGUCACACCACUCCCAUGUUCUACAACAUGUCCAUGGACGGCAGCGGAGAUGAAGCAGAGCUGGAACUUAUCUUUCCCACCACUCGAGCCCCUGUUCACAUCUCUGCUGCCACAGGGCCCCCCACUCUCACCAACACCCUCACCACCACCAUGAUCCGCCUCAAGGACUUUGUCCUGACCCGAGUCGUGGAUUUCCUUCAGGACAAUCUGCUCAUCAUCAUCGUGGUGACCUCCCUGCUCAUCGUCAUGGUCUUCAUCAUCUGCUGCGCUUCUGCCAUGAGUCACAAACGCAAACUGGAGGCCUACAAACCCCCGCCUAAUCCACCCAGGAAGUACACGGCUGACAAACCAGGGGGACGCAAGAACUCAGGCGAGUUCCAGGAGAGACCGUACGCUGUUGACCACGUCAAAAGGGUCCAGAAUCAGAGCAUGGCGUCCCCCAAGCACCUGCGCCAGCCGUCCAAGGCUCUGGUGGGAGAGAGGGGGAGGGACGUCAGGUCGUCUCCACGCCAGGAGGUCAGAAAGGUCAGGGAAGCAGAGGAGGUGGAGAAGAGGCGGGAGGAGCCGAAGCACAAAGAACAGCCCAAGUACAGGGAGGAGAGGCAGCAGAGUCCCAGCACCAGUCAGCCGGUCUGCACCUGCCACCUGAAGAAGGGUCAUCACUAGUGCAUGUGAAGCUCUGGUGUGAUCCUUGGAGAGGAAAUAACAGAAGAAGGAUGGGCAGAGAGGAGGGUUUCACCACACAGAGGGGAAAUGUGCCGGGAUCUAAAUUACUGUUAACACGGUGUUUGUUUGUUUGUUUGUUUGUUUGUGAGGCUAAAAGAACCUUCAGAAGGUUAAAUUCAACAUAACAGAACACCUUUAACUUUACCAAAAGUGAAAUUUAUAAGAAAUGUGACAGUAAAUCUAAAUGCUCGCUGCAAAAAUUGGAUCUUAAAGUUUUCAAAAGUGAAUGCUUUAACAGCGGGAUGUGAGACUAAACGACUAAUUUCACCAGAUUGAAUUUUACUCAAAUUCAAAACCUAAAAACAGUCUGAACUGCCUGAUGGUAAAUCACUGUGCAUAGAAAGAACCAUAACUUAAAAUUUUGGAAUAAAUGUUUUUAAUGAAUCUUAAAACUUACGCUUGCCAGAUAGAAGUGAAGAAAAAAAAUGAGAAGCAGCAAAUAUUCUCGUGUUUUUCUACAGAGUUGAAAGACUCUGAAUGCCUGCCGAGACAGAGGAACCUCCUCAGUUUGUCCUGCUGUAUGUUCAGAGCAAAGUCUUUACUGUUGUUAAUAAAGUCAAACGAGAUGCCAGUAAGAUUUACUUGUUGGACUGGAGAAGUAAAAAAGGUUCUCUUUUUAUUUUCAUUUAUAUUUACUUCAGUUUGUUUCAUUAUGUUAUUUUAUCUUUUCUUUAGAAUAAAAACCAAAUUCACAAAGCUUUAUACCUCGAGCUAAACAAAGAACAGAAUCUAUUUGGGAGACAAAAGAACAUACAUGAGUGUAAAACAUAAAAUAUAUGAAUGAUCAUCAGUCUACACGUAUUUUAAUCAGCUUUAGACUUUAUUCUGUGUUACUCCAACUCAGUCAGGUGAACCUUUUAAAAUAUAAUUAUGAAGAAUUUUUAAGAAAUCAUGCUGCUUCCUCGUAGAAAAGCAUGAUCACACUCAAAGUCACACUUUUCUACCCAAUAUCUAGGGUGACCAUACGUCCUCUUUUACCCAGACAUGUCCUCUUUUUGAAGGACUGUCCAGGUUUGUCCGGGAAGUUUAUAAAAUCCUUCAAAUGUCUGCAGUUUUGUAAGUAAGUUUCGCAUUUUGUGUCACGUGGACUUGCUGAGUUAGAAGCGCGUAAAAAAAAACACAAUCCGACCCGAAGAACUCUCAAAAUGAACUUCAUGCGACUCUGUGACUCCGCCCUCUUUUUAGGAAGUCAGAAUAUGGUCACCGUACUGUAUCAGCACCGACACAGGUCCAUGAGUGUAAUAUUGAUUACAUAUCAACAAACACUCAAAGGUUAGUGAUUUGGAAACUCUCUGUUUAGUCCAGAGUGAAGGUCUCUAUUAAAGCUCCAGUAAGGAACUUUCAGUGUGCGUCAUUUUGGACGAGGCGUUUAAAAUUAGGACAUAAACAUUGUCACUCCUGUCUCUGAUGGUUUUGUUUGCCUCUUAAUAUCAUCAACAGACAUCAGUGUAAAUAUGAGUCUAUUUCAUAAACAUAAAAAUAUCCUUACAGGAGCUUUAAGAUCCUCUGAGAAACCUGUGAUACAGACUUUAAAAAACAGAUAACAUCGUAAUUUUUGAGAUAAUGUUUUGUUAAUUUGAGAAGUAUAUCCAGCACUCAUGAAUACUUUGUGUUUAAUGUAAUCCCUCAUUAAUUCAGGAAAAGUGCGUCUCUUUUGGCGUCCAAGCUUUGUGAAUCUGGUUUUGUUUUACUUGUGUAUGAGAUAAAUUAUGGGUUUGUUUUAGAUGUUAUUAAGUAAGUCAGAGACUUGAAUACUGGGAUAGAGAGUCGGCCCAAAGACAUAGAAGCUGAUGAGUGUGUAUGUGCCAUUUACAUUUCCUUUAUCUGAUAUUAAAUUCAGACUAUUCUGGAGGAGAAGUUUGACCUCAGUUAAUUGUCCUCGUGUUUCUCUUGUGACAGUUUUAUGUUUGUAAAAUGUCCAGUUUCUAUCAUUUAUAUUUAAUAAAAAUGCUGAUUUUCA